Molecule: messenger RNA, 2018 nt
Organism: Erythranthe guttata (spotted monkey flower)
Lineage: Eukaryota; Viridiplantae; Streptophyta; Magnoliopsida; Lamiales; Phrymaceae
Product: putative F-box/FBD/LRR-repeat protein At1g78760
Molecular function (GO): protein binding
Source: RefSeq, a predicted model, not a curated record
AUAUUGUUUCUACUUUCUAGUUCUUUCUCUAUAUUUCAUUAUUUCUCCAACAAAUUCCCAUCAGAGAAGAAGAAGAAAGGGAGACAAGUAGGGGGGAAAAGAAAAAUAAAAAGAGGAAAAUUUAUGGCGACUAGUUCUACCAUCUUCCAUUAACGGACUCAAAUUUCAUGUAUACAUGAUGCUGUUGGAGUUGCUCUAAGCAAUAGAAAUUACUCCUGCUGCAAUUAGAACCGGCCGACAAGCUUAUGGAAUUGUUAUAAGAAGCUUAUUGCAAACCUAAUAGAAACGGGUAAUCUGCAGCCGUUCGUUAGUAAUUUACUGCAUCAAAUUUGGUUUUAUUCAGCACACAAAAUCGUUAGCGUUUAUCAGAUUAGAGUCAUGAAAACGGGGAAGACGUUGAUUCCAACUCCAUGGAUAUGAUAUCCGAUUUUCCGAAAGACAUCUUGCAGAGAAUACUUUAUUUUCUCUCUCAAGAAGAUGCUAUCCGAACAUCUGUACUGUCAAAAUCAUGGCGUAAUAUUUGGUGCGCUCGUCCCAAUCUUGAUUUGUCUGACAAAAUCUUCAAAGGAGACAAACAAGAAUUUCUAUUCUUUGUGGGAAAUAACUUACAGCGAUACCGUGAUCAAAGGAUGCGCUUGGAGGAAUUUGGCCUCCGUAUAUUUCUAGGUAAUUACGAAUUUGUUUCGCUUCUUGAAAAACGGGUCGCAACUCUAAAGAAUAUGGGCGUGAAGGAGUUUCGUCUUUCUAUUUAUUCGAGACGUGUUCAGAGACGAAGAAGGAGAUAUGUUAAACUGCCGUCUCUAGUCUUUGAGGCAGAAUCGCUCCAAGAUUUGCAUGCGGAAGGAUUCACGUUGGACCAAACGAGUAUUGGAAGGAAUAUUCUCUGUAAGCAUCUGAAGAAACUUCGUCUCGAAAAGAUUGAAAUUGAGGACGGGGUUUUUGAGAAGAUAAUUACAAGCUGCCCUUUGAUCGAAACUAUGAUUCUCAAAUCAUGCAAGGGGUUAACAAACAUCAAGGCGAACAAUCUUCGUCGUCUCAAGCACUUUACUUUUUCUGUUAUAGGAUUUCCUGACUCACCACUUUGUAGCAUUGAAAUCCAUCCCCCGUCUCUUGAAACAGUCGAAAUUGAGCACGCUAAUAUUUUGAUUCACAAAGGUGCGCAGUUUCGUAAUCUCAAUAGUGUACGUAUGAACGACGUCAAAAUCUCGUCGGUGGACAGCUUUUGUUCGUGUAAAUUCCCAAGUUUAAAAGAGUUGGCUCUUUCAGACUGUGACGGACUCGAAGAAUCCAUACAAAAAUCACAUGUAUUUAUUGAUGCACCAAACAUGGACUCUUUUGUAUAUCACGGAUUUUUUAUCCCGUCCAUCUCGUUUUCGACGACUUCUAGAGAGUGGAGUUCAACUUUGUCUCUGGAUUUUACGGGUGCUCCUUCGUCGUGGUUACCCAACCUGCAUAAAAUGCUCGAGUCGUUAAGCCGGUCUAAAAUUUCUCUCACUAUUUGCCAGUUGUGCUUCGUUUACGAUGAGGUCAUAAUUCAAGGAUGCCUUGAUCUGGUACAGGGUAUUAAAGGUGGAAAUAAACCUGCAGUUGUGGUGAAGAAGUUGUUAUUGUGUGGUAACUCAUCUUACUUUUCACCUCUUUUGAACGGGUUGUUGUGCAUUUGUCGUCCAAGAAAGAUCGGUGAUAUCAACUACACGGACUCCGAGUCGGUGUUGAAGAAUCUAAUGCAGAGAGAAGGUGGAAACCAAGAUGAAUUAAGACAACUGUGGCUGCCGGAUUUGGAGGAAUUACGCUUGGAGAUUUACGACAAUAACCGAAGAAAAUGGGAUCCGACAAGUUUUGCAAAUUUGCCUGAAUACGAGGAAGGGAAACGUAUUCGUACUCGCUUUGCAUUGAAAUGGAGGGAAAACUUGUGAGUCUGUGAGAAAUGAUUUAUUAGUCUGCUGAUAGUUCUCGAAUCGUAUAUAUUGAUUUAUAAAAACAUUGUUUUAAUUUUAUUCUAAAAGUGUUCAUUGUGA